This is a messenger RNA of Magallana angulata, 930 nucleotides long. RefSeq lists its product as uncharacterized. The coding region runs from base 152 to 841 and encodes 229 amino acids. The transcript is spliced from 7 exons. NCBI's taxonomy places the organism in Eukaryota, Metazoa, Mollusca, Bivalvia, Ostreida, Ostreidae. The record is from RefSeq and is a predicted model, not a curated record.
AGGAUUUCAAAAGUUGGACACCAGUAGCACCAGUAUGCCUACGUGUCAUUAUGCAACUUAGUUAUUUGUUAAAUGCGCCAGAUACUAGUUGCCAGAUUUUUAACUUUGAGAAUUGCAAAGGCUUAAAUACCAGGAAUUAUACAUACGUUUUAUGUGGAGAAUGGGUUACAAAGCAACCAUCACAGUUUCUUUUAUUAUCUGGGCGGAAUGCACAAUGAUUUCAGAUAGCAGGUAUUGUGUCUGGUCAAAUCAUACUCUAGAUGUUGUCAAUUCCUGUCCAAAAACGAGGUCAGAGGUGGCAAAACGGGCAACCCUGAAGAACUGUACAUCAUUGGCGGCAAUUCAGAAUUGUUCAGCACCAGAUAUAUUCAAAUAUCACUGUGUUAUGAAUGAAUUUCAAAAUGCCUUCGUUGAAGUAUGUGCACCUUCAUUUAACAUAUUUGGAUUUUGCACAGAGUAUAACACAUAUGGGGCUGUAAUUCAACCACAUUAUCACUUGAAAUGCAGCAACGUAGAUCCACCGUGUGCAGAUCGAUAUAUAUCAACUGAUGCCUAUCUGUAUACUGGCUGCUAUGACAUUGUAAAAAAUCGCAUAUUUGAAAAGUCAACAAAGGUCCUGUCCCAACUUUACAACCUGAACAGCACGUCAACAAGUUUGGAAAAAAAUAAAAGCUUAGAGCCAAAUGACAGUGCCCAUGUCAUCCGAAUUGGUGUAAUAUCAGUGGUUGUCAUAGCAGUUGUAAUCAUUGUCGGUACUUGUCUAUUUGUAAGGUAUUGUACAAGAACAAGUUUUAGGGACCAUUCUCAGCAGUAUGCGACAUGCAAGCGAUGUAACGUAUAAUACAGUUGAUUUAAGUUACCUGUAAUUAUGAAAAUGAUGCAAAAUGCGUUAACAAACAAUGAUAUACUAGUAACGCAAGAGAGAAAAUG